AUGCAUGGACGGCUGUCCUUCUACUCUGGCCACUACUCCUUUGGCAUGUACUGCAUGUCGUUCCUGGUGCUGUACGUGCAGGCCUGGCUCUGCUGGAAGUGGGCCCGGCUGCUGAGGCCCACCGUUCAGUUCUUCUUGGUGGCUUCUGCCAUCUAUGUGGGCUAUAGCCCAGUGUCUGACCACAAGCACCACUGGAGUGAUGUCCUCGUCGGCCUCCUUCAGGGAGCCCUGGUGGCCUGCCUCAAGGUCCGCUACAUUUCAGAUUUCUUCAAAUCCCGGCCGCCCCAGCCCUGCCAGGAGGGUGAAGAGCCAGAGCGCAAGCCCAGUCUGUCGCUGACGCUGACCCUUGGUGACCGACCCUAGCUGCUAUGGAAGCUGGAAAGUCACCCGUGGGCCAGUCAUGUGUUGGCCCCAU
This is a messenger RNA of Apodemus sylvaticus (European woodmouse), 415 nucleotides long. Its product is annotated as phospholipid phosphatase 2-like. Gene Ontology annotation, biological process: phospholipid metabolic process; signal transduction; phospholipid dephosphorylation. Bases 1 to 363 code for a protein of 120 amino acids. The transcript is spliced from 4 exons. Lineage: Eukaryota; Metazoa; Chordata; Mammalia; Rodentia; Muridae. Gene Ontology annotation, molecular function: phosphatidate phosphatase activity. The record is from RefSeq and is a predicted model, not a curated record.